Molecule: messenger RNA, 567 nt
Organism: Colletotrichum spaethianum
Lineage: Eukaryota; Fungi; Ascomycota; Sordariomycetes; Glomerellales; Glomerellaceae
Product: RWD domain-containing protein 2B
Exons: 3
Coding region: 1-567 (188 amino acids)
Biological process (GO): box C/D snoRNP assembly; regulation of transcription by RNA polymerase II; chromatin remodeling
Cellular component (GO): NuA4 histone acetyltransferase complex; Ino80 complex; Swr1 complex
Molecular function (GO): ATP binding; DNA helicase activity
Source: RefSeq, a predicted model, not a curated record
AUGGCUACGCCCGUCAUGACCGUCUCCGAGAGCAAGGAGCUCAGAGGGCUCAACCUCAUUGCGGCUCAUUCCCACAUUCGCGGCCUCGGCGUCGAUGGCACAACAUUGGAGCCCAGAGCGGCGUCCCAGGGUCUGGUCGGGCAGGAGAAGGCCAGGAAAGCCGCUGCCGUGAUCCUGCAGAUGAUCAAAGAGAGCAAGAUUGCUGGAAGAGCCGUGUUGAUUGCCGGCCCCCCCAGGUCAGAGGAGAUCAAGCAGAUUCUCACCAUCAGAGCCCAAGAAGAGGAGGUCGACGUCUCGCCCGACGCCCUGGCGUUGCUCACCAAGAUCGGACAGGAGGCGGGUCUGCGCUACGCCAGCAACCUCAUCACGACGUCCCAGCUGAUCUGCGCCAAGCGCAGGGCGAAGACGGUUGAGAUUUCCGACGUCCAGAGGAGCUUCUCGCUUUUCUACGACCCGGCCCGCAGCGUCAAGUUCGUCUCCGACUCGGAGAAGCGCUUGAUCGGCAACGACGGUGCCGUUGACUUUACCGUCACGAACGGUCACGGCGAUGCGAUGGAGUUGAGUUAG